AGCGGUCCACACGUGAAAAAUGGCGGAAUUCGUUGCUCCAACGAUACGCAUGCGCGAGGACUAAUUUCCUGUUCCGGUUUAAAAUUUGAGGAGGAAACUUUUAAAAAGUUCAGAAAUUCUUAUUUUAUAGCCAUAAAUGUCCAUAAUACUGAUGAUAUCCUGACUUGAUCUGUUGUUCUACAUACUUUCCUUGUUUUUAAUAUGGACGAAGAUGGCUUGCCUAUCGUUGGAACUGGAAUUGAUCUGUCUAAGGUCGGGGCAAUCAACCAGAAAAGAACACUCGCCUUCCUGAACCAUUUUAUCACACAUACUGUACGAUUCCUCAAUCGGUUUUCCUGCGUCUGUGAAGAUAAACUUGAGCAUCUUACAGUUAGGAUUCAGCGACUUGAAACAACGAUGAGUGUCCUUGAAGCAAAGCUUUCUUCUAUUCCUGGCUUAGAAAAUGUGACAUUAGCAAAUAGUGGCAGUUCUACUCAAAGUGCCGCAACCCCUGCAGCUCCUGCUGCUUCAGCAACCCCAGCUGGAGAAGGUCCAGUUGCUCCCCCAGCUGCCCAGGCAGAAGAAACUAGCACAGCACCUGCAGCACCCGAAGAACCAGAACAAAGCAGCACCCCAGUAUCAAAAGAUCCAAGAUAUCAAAAGUAUUUUAAAAUGGUUAACAUGGGCGUCCAUGAGCAGGCUGUAAAGAUGAAAAUGAAGACUGAAGGGGUAGAUCCAGAUUUAUUAGAUGACCCUAAUGCUCCUGCCCCACCAGCAGAUGACAACAGUGACUCUGACUUUAGUAACAAUGAUAGUGACAGUGAUGAUGAUUUCAGUGAUUAAGGGGGGAGAUGUCUAUUGAAAGUUCCACACAAAAUUCCACACAUUUUAUCAACUCCUUGAACCAUUCCUGAAAGCAAAACUGACAGUGUGAAACAUUUUAAAUUGAAAAAAAUGUAUCUUCUAUAGUAACAAAACAGGCUUUUCAUAACUAAUCAAAUAAACAAAUUUGAAUGUGUAGAAUUUAUAAUUUAUCCUUGGGCCAAUCAGUGAGGAUACAAAGGGAAUGCUUGAAGCUCAAAUGUUUUUAUGUGAUUAUAAAUUUGAGUCAAAUUGUAAUAUAUUUUGGAUGAGCACCACCAUAUUUGGCCAUAUAAAUGUAAAAUGAACGUACAGAAACCUGUGUAAAUGGAACACUUUUUGGAGCCCUGUGACAAAUUGAAUGUUAAAUGAACCUCUAUAGUGGAACACCUCUCCUAAAGGUACAAAUUGAAUUCCACUUACACAGGUUUAAC
This is a messenger RNA of Owenia fusiformis, 1274 nucleotides long. The record is from the annotation of a GenBank genome assembly. Lineage: Eukaryota; Metazoa; Annelida; Polychaeta; Sabellida; Oweniidae.